AUUCAAUUACUUUUCUGUUAAUAAGAAAUUACUAAUUUAAGGAGAGAUCCAAACAAUUAGUGUUCCAAGAAAGAAAAAGGAGACAGAUCCAUUUUUACAGCCGAAGUAACCGUUUGGUGCGUCUUAACUCCAUCAUUUUCGUUUCCUUUGAAGGAUCAUUCUAAACCCAGAAAAAGCUCACCCUUGAAACAUUCUCGUUCUGAUUCUUAUCCUUUCUUCAUAACAUCAAUCUAAAGAGGAUCUCUAAGAAUGGUGAAACUAGCAACCUUAGGAAAGGUCACUACGACCAUCAUGUUAUUGAUGGUGAUGGUUGAUGUUUUGGUCGGAGCCUCGGACAACAACGUGGUGUACAGUCCAUGUUCAGACACUGAAAUAAGCAAAGGAGAUGGUUUCACCGUAGGUGUUGCAAUCUCAAGCAAAGAAGCUUUCUUCCUUGACCAAAUCCAGCUUUCCCCUUGCGAUUCUCGUCUUGGUUUAGCUGCGAAAAUGGCGCAGCUGGCGCUUUUUAGACCUAAGGUGGACGAGAUCUCUCUUCUCUCCAUCGACACAAGUAAGUUCAACCCGAGUGAAGCAGGAGGACACAUGGUUGGGUUCGCAGGCUCGAAAUACGCAGCAAGAUCUUACCCUGCGAAGGUCGCUGAUGGAAGCCACACAAUCACAUCUUUCACACUUGUGAUGGAGUUUCAGAGGGGAGUGUUGCAGAAUCUGUUCUGGAACAACUUCGGAUGUGACUCGUGCAAAGGAGGAUCGUCUUCCGUGUGUCUGAAUGGGACGGAUUGUGCGGUUCCAACAGCAAAAUGCAAGGCUAAUGGAGGCGAGGCUAAUUGCAACAUUGGAAUCCAGGUAGCGUUUUCAGGGACAGACAAGAACCUUGAGUCGUUGAACUCAUGGUACGAGGUGAGAAAUCUGAGGCAGUACUCUCUUACCGACCUCUACGCAAAUGCUGUAAAUUCUCUAACUGGUGGGCUUCUGUAAGAGAGACAAAAAGUGUAAUGCAGAUGCAGUACUAUGUAAUUGAGGUUUCUAAAUAGUUUUUUAAUUAACUUCCAUGGACAAAUAACUUGCCCUCCAAGUUCACCAAAC
Brassica oleracea var. oleracea is the source of this 1083-nucleotide messenger RNA. RefSeq lists its product as uncharacterized. NCBI's taxonomy places the organism in Eukaryota, Viridiplantae, Streptophyta, Magnoliopsida, Brassicales, Brassicaceae. The transcript has 3 exons. Gene Ontology annotation, molecular function: metal ion binding. The record is from RefSeq and is a predicted model, not a curated record. Gene Ontology annotation, cellular component: cytosol; nucleus. Gene Ontology annotation, biological process: tRNA wobble uridine modification; protein histidyl modification to diphthamide. The coding region runs from base 250 to 975 and encodes 241 amino acids.